Messenger RNA from Pleuronectes platessa (European plaice), 2485 nucleotides. It is a transcript of the gene fpr1, whose product is annotated as formyl peptide receptor 1. Lineage: Eukaryota; Metazoa; Chordata; Actinopteri; Pleuronectiformes; Pleuronectidae. The transcript has 2 exons. Gene Ontology annotation, biological process: complement receptor mediated signaling pathway; phospholipase C-activating G protein-coupled receptor signaling pathway; positive regulation of cytosolic calcium ion concentration. The record is from RefSeq and is a predicted model, not a curated record. Gene Ontology annotation, cellular component: plasma membrane. Bases 140 to 1282 code for a protein of 380 amino acids. Gene Ontology annotation, molecular function: G protein-coupled receptor activity; complement receptor activity.
CUCGUGAUCCCGCCUUGAUGGGAGCGAUGACUUCACAUAUGUAAAGUCUCCAGGAUCCGAGCUCCGCAGUUUUUCCUCUGGAUUCGUCUGAGCUGUCCGCUGCGGACACAUCCUCCUCUUUGUGGAAGGUUCAAAGACAAUGAUGGAGCUAAUGACUGCUACCCCUUCCUACGCCAUGAACACAUCAGACAUCACUGGAAGAAACAACUCCUUUUACGAAGACGACGAAGAGUAUGACUACAAGGAUGAGCACGCUGAGCUGAGACAGUCCCUCAACAUCAUGUCUCUAAUUGUUUAUUGCCUGGCCUUUGUUCUCGGUGUGUUCGGGAAUGGAGUGGUUAUCUGGGUGACCGGGUUCAAGAUGAAGAAAACCGUUAACACCGUUUGGUUCCUCAAUCUAGCUGUGGCCGACUUUCUCUUCACAGCGUUCCUGCCCCUGAGCGUGACGUAUACGGCCAUGGAUUUCCACUGGCCUUUUGGCAACUUCAUGUGCAAGGUGAACAGCACUGUGAGCUUUCUGAACAUGUUCGCCAGCGUCUACAUCCUGGUGGUGAUCAGUGUGGACAGAUGUGUGUCUGUGGUGUGGCCCGUCUGGGCCCAGAACCACCGCAAUGUACGCAAGGCUUUGUGCGUGAGUCUGGGUGUUUGGAUACUGGCUCUGAUUCUCAGCGCUCCAUACUUCAUCUUCAAGGACACUGGGCCAUCCUAUCACAAUGAAGACAUCAUCAACUGCUUCAACAACUUUGCCCUUUCUGACGACUAUGAAACAGCAUCAGUGAAUGACCUGCGACAGUUUCGACAUCAGACCAUGACCAUCACCCGCUUCCUCCUGGGAUUCGUCGUCCCCUUCACGGUCAUCGUCUCCUGCUAUGCAGUCAUCAUCCAUCGCCUCAGGAGGAACCGCACCCUGGCCAGCCAAUCGAUUCGCCCCUUCAAGAUCAUCGCUGCCGUCAUCACUACUUUCUUCCUGUGCUGGGCGCCGUACCACAUCAUGGCUCUCAUCGAGAUGGUUAAUCACACGGCGAUCCACUCGAGUGAAACAUUGGACCACGUCAUCACUAUCGGUGUCCCUAUAGCGACCAGCCUGGCCUUUCUCAACAGCUGCCUGAACCCACUGCUGUAUGUGUUCAUGGGCCAAGAUUUCAAGGAAAAGGUCCGCAAGUCCAUCCUGAACGUGUUGGAGACUGCCUUCCAGGAGGAGGUGUCUCGCUCAUAUACAUACACAAACUCAAUGGUGACCAGUCGGAGUAAAGAGAAGUCCGUGUCGGAUGCUGAGGUAUAAGGUUGCCCAUGAUAUGGAUAAACAAAUUCUCUAACUGUGUAGAACAUAUAUAACUGUAUAUAACAAAUAACUUUUUUUUAAUUCAUGGAUCCUCAAGACAACCUGUAUAUAUAUAUGAUCUGAUAUUAGAAUAUUCCUUAUUAUUUGAUAGAUAUUUGCUAGCAGUCAGGUCUAAAGCAGAUAGCUGUCUCCUUAUGAAGCUGACACGUGGUGGUACUGAACAACAGGUUGUGUGAUGCUGUAGUGGGCUGGUUUAUUUUGAAAUAAUGGAAAAGUGAAAUGUUUCAAGGGACAAAACAGUUUAUUUAUGUAAAAUAAGUGUCAUAAUCAGAGGGAAGUGAAUGCUUUCCAGAAAAAUGUAAGACAGAACAGGGAGAAAAAUGCACACAUAUAACUGUUAUACACAUAAACACACAGAGGCAGUCAAACUGAAUGACAUGUACAGUGCCAUUCAUUAUACAGUACCUUUGUUAGCUGCACCCUGACAGCUGUAAGGGAUGCACUCUGCCACUUUUUCGGAAACACUUAUUUCAGAUUAGGUAUUAGAUCAGUUUAUGGCUAAAUUUGUGCAACACAAACAUGACAGAGAUGUUGUAAGAUGUGGUUGAUGUAAGGGACGUUGUGUUUCUCAUGUCUCAUAAACUCCAGUUGUUGAUUUUGAUGUCUUCGUCCGUCUGUUGCAUCAAAGACAGCAAGCAAUGAAACUAGGAGUUUAUAAGCCAUGAUCAGAGACUCUUUUUUAUCAUCAAAUACGCAGUCACAUGACCUACAAAACAUAGUAAUAAGGGACGUAUGGAACAGGUUUAACUGAAAAUAGCAUCUAGUGUUAAAUAGUGUUGUCCCAUCACUGAGGAUUAUACAAUGUUCAUUUCAUUACAUUCCCCUCGCACCCAACCCACUGACGCCAUUACUUGUGUGCCUCAUAAAAUACAUCGAUAGUGUGUGUGUGUGUGUGUGUGUGUUUGUGUGUGUGUGUGUGUGCGUGUGUGUGUGUGUGUGUAUGAGCUGACUUUUGACUGCUACAUGCCAACUGCAUGCUUUGAUAAACAUGUUAUUCAGCAUUAGGUCUGGUUCAUGAGGGCUUGACAAAGAAUUAUGUUACCAUGAGAUUGUUGUGGUUAAUUUGAAUUUGCAUUUUAACUUCUCGUUAGAUCUUUGGAUCAUUGUCAGCUGUUUUAAGAGGGCAUACUUUAAUGUCUGUGA